CUUCUCUUAUUGGACGACCUUAGAGAAGGAAGACAAAUCGUGAACUCUUGAACAACAUCAAAUUCCACCUCAUCCAAUAUUUCAGAAAGAUCAACACAGCCUUUGAAAAUGGCAGACAAGAAGGAAAUCAACGCCAUGGAUGAUAAUGCAAAAGGCCGAGAACCACAAAUCAAAGAAAAUCAGGAUACUUCUGAAGAUGUACAGGACGAUAAGGGUGUCGUGACGCAACAACCGAGGAGCGAUGUUGGUCCCAGCGACGAUAAAGGCGACAAGGAAGGUGUCAAAAAGGAGGGCCCAAGUGUUGGGAUCGAAAUUGAUCCUACAAAUAUGGAGAGUUGCGUGUCGGCAUCGGCAGGGGUCGGCUUCAUAUCCAAGGAUUAUAGGGAUGGAGCCAUCAACGCCAAAUACGUGGGUCCUAACGUCAGCUGCGUCUCGAAUUGCUCUGAAUUCCCGACUAUCAUCACCGACUGCACGUUCGAGAUAUGCAGUGCCAACUACUUGCUCGGGAAGAUUCUUUGCAAAGUUGGUCUCGCUUUCGAUACAAAGCUGAUCUGGACCACUGCGGGUGUACAAGCAGAGGUGUUCAGUAUCGGCUUGGACACCUCGGAAGGGAUUGCGCUUGGUGCAUUGGGCAUGAAGAUUGGUCUCGCAGACAAGGAAAAGAGGGAAAAGAAAUGGGCAAAGAUGGAGCUGAAAUGGAGUAAGAAGAAAGUUGCACCAUUGCCAAGUAAUGAAGAGGUAAAUGCUGGAGAAGAGAACGCUGAAGAAGAGAAUGCUGAAUCUAAUUAG
Lytechinus pictus (painted urchin) is the source of this 789-nucleotide messenger RNA. RefSeq lists its product as uncharacterized. Bases 109 to 789 code for a protein of 226 amino acids. The record is from RefSeq and is a predicted model, not a curated record. The transcript has 3 exons. NCBI's taxonomy places the organism in Eukaryota, Metazoa, Echinodermata, Echinoidea, Temnopleuroida, Toxopneustidae.